Talpa occidentalis (Iberian mole) is the source of this 7511-nucleotide messenger RNA. It is a transcript of the gene TRIM68, whose product is annotated as tripartite motif containing 68. Lineage: Eukaryota; Metazoa; Chordata; Mammalia; Eulipotyphla; Talpidae. Gene Ontology annotation, molecular function: protein binding; zinc ion binding. The record is from RefSeq and is a predicted model, not a curated record. The coding region runs from base 193 to 1650 and encodes 485 amino acids. The transcript has 7 exons.
CCGGGUCGCCGGGAACCGUGCGUGCUGUACGGGCCGGACCCGCCGCCUCCGGAGCUGGGACGCCGGCCGUGGGAACCAGCGUCUCCGUUUUCGCGGUCCUCGUCCUCCAAGCGCUGGUCCGGGUUGAGGAGGAAGUCAUCACUACUACUGUGUGGUUUUGUUUACGUUCUGAGGAGGGUAUGAGAAGGAGCCAUGGAUCCUGCGGCAUUGGUGGAAGCUGUUGUGGAAGAAGUGGACUGUCCCAUCUGCAUGACCUUUCUCAGGGAGCCUGUGAGCAUUGACUGUGGCCACAGCUUCUGCCAGAGCUGUCUCUCUGGACUCUGGAAGGUGCCAGGGGAGUCUCAGAACUGGAGUUACACAUGUCCACUCUGCCGGGCACCUGUUGAGCCAAGUAACCAGCGGCCUAAUUGGCAACUGGCCAAUGUGGUAGAAAAAGUCCGGCUACUAGGACUGCGUCCAGAAAUGGGGCUGAAGGGCGACGUGUGUGAGGUCCAUGGGCAACAGCUAAAGGUGUUCUGCAGAGAGGAUGGCCUGAUCAUGUGCCAGGCCUGCAGCCAUUCCCCCAAGCAUGACGCCCACAGUGUCGUGCCCAUGGAAGAUGUUGCCUGGGAGUAUAAGUGGAAACUCCAUGAGGCUCUGGAACAUCUGAGGAAAGAGCAAGAAGAUGCCUGGAAGCUGGAAGUUGGUGAGAAGAAACGAACUGCCAACUGGAAGAUGCAGGUGGAAACCCGGAAGCAGAGUGUCAUGUGGGAGUUUGAGAAGUAUCGGAGAUUACUAGAGAACAAGCAGCCCCCAGGUCGGCAGCUAGAGGCAGAGGCAUCCGCAGCUUUGGCCAGCCUGGAGCAGGAGGAAAGGGAGACCAUGCAGAAGCUGCAACUAAGUCAUGAGAAGCUGACCGAGCAGAGCCAGGUCCUGUGGAGGAUGAUUGAGGAGCUGAAAGAGAGGUCCCAGUGGCCUGUCCGCUGGAUGCUGAAGGAUAUUCAUGAAGUCUUAAAUAGGAGCAAGUCGUGGAGCCUGCAGCGGCCAGAGCCAGUCUCCCUGGAGCUGAAGACAGAUUGCCGUGUGUUGGGACUAAAAAAGAUUCUGCGGUCAUAUGCAGCUGAUGUGCGCCUGGAUCCAGACACUGCUUAUUCCCACCUCAUCGUGUCAGAGGACAGAAAAUGCGUGCACUAUGGAGACACCAAGCAGAACCUGCCAGACAACCCUGAGCGGUUCUACCGCUACAAUAUCGUCCUGGGCAGUCAGUGCAUCUCCUCAGGCCGGCACUACUGGGAGGUGGAGGUGGGAGACAGGUCUGAAUGGGGCCUGGGAGUGUGUAAGGAGAAUGUGGAUCGGAAGGAGGAGGUCUACUUAUCCCCACACUGUGGAUUCUGGGUGAUAAGGCUGAGGAAGGGAAAUGAGUACCGGGCAGGCACCAAUGAGUACCCGCUCCUGUCCCUGUCAGUGCCUCCCUGCCGGGUGGGAGUCUUCCUGGAUUACGAAGCCCAUGAGAUCUCCUUCUACAAUGUGACAGACAAUGACUCCCACAUUUUCACAUUCCCCCACGACCCCUUCCCCGGGCGCCUCCUGCCCUAUUUUAGCCCUUGCUAUAGCAUUGACACUAACAACACCGUGCCUCUGGCCAUCUGCACCCUGGAUGGGGAGGACUAGGAGAGCCACCCUCCCAGCAAGAGGCCUUAGAGUUGCUCCUGCCCGUAGGGGACUUGGUGGACCUGCCACUGACAAGCGUCCCCUUGAACUGAGCUGAGCAAGAACCCAGGGGUAGCUUUGUCUGACCCAGUGGUCUGGUGCUACUGGGCCAAAUUCUCUCACUAAGCCUCAGACACAGUCAAAUGAGCACCACGCCUUGGUGAGGGAAAGAUGACAGGGCUGAUGGUAAGGGUCAGAGCAGUUCUAAGGAUCAGGAUGCUGACCUCUCUGUAGUUCACACCCCAUUUCCCCCCUCCCUGCCGUUGUCAGAAUUAAGUCAGUGAGGAUGAGGAUGUGGGUCCAUCCUCCAGGGAACCCUUUGGGUGGGGUUAGCCAACAAGCCAAACAGUCCAUUUCCAGAGUGGUGGCUAUGCUGGUACCAGUUGGUACCAGAAGCACCUGAGGUUUGCUGCUACUGAGCAAACUGCUUUGACUCCAGCUCCCUGACCUCUACUGAGCAAACUGCUUUGACUCCAGCUCCCUGACCUCUUGACUAGAGAAAUGCAUUGCAGCAAAGGGUAUGGGGCUUGCCCAGACCACCCCAGUGGCCAUGCUCUCGCUAGCCAUGAGCUGGGCAAGUUACUCAAAUCACUUGGUCUCAAACUCUAUAAAAAGUCGGAUCCCAGCCCUGCCCUUUUCUCUUACAUGACAAAAUCAGAAAACCCCUGAGCCGUAUUUUUGUUUUCGCUUUAUGGAUGAAGAAACUGAAAUGGCCUCAAUGCAGAAGUUAUUCCUCACAGAGCUAUUAAAAGAAGAUUGUAAAGAUUAUAAUGUGUUUCUCAUGCUGAAAUGAAACAGGAUUGACAAACUCGCUUCUCAGGUCGCAUGUCUGUAUGUAUCACUCAUUACUCAAGGGUCCGGAUCAGCCCCCAUGUUUGGAAGGUGCUCAGUGUCUUCAGUGGGAAAUGUGCAUAGUCAGUGUGUGCUCUCCUGACUCCCAGGAUCGAUGUGAAUAUCUUAGAUCUAUCUCAUACUUUUGCUCCUGUCUCAAGAGCCGAGGAAGGCAAGCCAUGGGUUUGCAUGUAGGGACCUUCCUCUCUCACCUUUGGACAGCCAGCAUCUUCCAUCUUUACAGCAGUGCCUUCACUCCCUAGAGUCUCUCUGCAAGCCACCUAGGGCCCUUUAGACAGAAAUGCACCCAUGCCAGUGGCGAACUCCAGCCCAUAGGAAUAUAUUCUGUCUGUUGUCUUUGAAUUGGGAUGGGGACGGGACCUCAGGGUAGAGAAUAAAGAUAGUAAAAAGAAAAAAUAAAACAAAUGACAGCAAGGACGCCUCUCCCACAAGCUGGCUGAGCUAAAGUUUGGAUCUUUUCAUGUCACCAAGAAAGUCUGUGGUUCUGGUAGCUGAAAUAGUCUCCCUGCUUCUGUCUCCUCUAAAUCUGUGAUAUAAAGAGGAAUGGGGGAGGGGAGUCUGAGAAGAAAUAUGACUGUGCUCAAAAUGCAUACUAUUCAUCUGGGCCAUUGAUCUUAGACUGAUUGUUAUGUGUGGCAAAAACAGUUCACCCCAGGUCUUGUGAUUGUGGCUGGAAACUAACAAACUGCAAGGCAAGCUCAUGAGAAUUACUGGCGUUGCUUAUUGCAAGGGACUACAAUAGUACAACAUGCCAUUGUCACCGUGAUGCUGUGUAACACAAUCUUCCAUAUGGUUUAAACUUGAAGGGAGUGAUUUGGGGUUUAGGAUUGGCAGCAGAGUAGAUACUAGCCUUGUAUUUUAGCAGUUCCAAAUGGCUGUAAUAAAGAAUAGCAAAAAUAGUCCCUACCUUAAUUGUAUUGGCUAGUCAGUCCCCUGUGAAGGAAGUGAAACAAGCCAAAUUAAAAAAAAAAACUCAUUCUACCCACAUGCUUCUAAGUUGAUCCUUUAGUAUUGACAGUAGAUGGGGAGAAGUCUCCGUCCAUCUGCCAUUUGGAUGGGAAUGAACUGCUCACCCACAAAUCUGGUCUUGGCAGAGGUAGAGCUGACUUGUAUUAGUGGGACAUAAAUCUUUGCAUAGGGAUGUGAAAAGUAGGUCCUUAGGGAGCUCUUCCAGUUAUGUUCAUGGACACUUAGCAGAAGAAGCUACUGGUCCAGUCGGUAGUAUUCUUUUACUAUGGUUUUAUUAGGACACAUCUUGGAAGGUUUCUAGAAAAGGUACAUUAUUUGGUGAUAAAUUCUUUGAAAUCAAGAUGAGUUAAGGGGCAGGAUGACCUUGUUUAUAAUGUGCUAUUGUUCUUUUUGUUGUUUUUGAUAUAAGCUAAUUUACAUGUUAUCAUUACUUGUUAGAAUGAUUACAAGGUUAAAUGAUGCUUCAUUGUUUAUUUCCAAUUGUCUGAUUUUUUAAGAGCAGGCAAGAAAAUUGGAGUUCAUAGAUAUGAAAACCCUUUUCUCGAGGGUAGUUGUUUAUACUUCCCUUGUAAGAACCCCAUGAAGACAGAGAUCUGGGUCACCAGAUCUAGUGAGUCUAGUGACAGGAGUCACUAGAUCUAGUGAGUCUAGUGAUGUGUUGAUAAAUAUUUAAGUGAGGGAAUUUUCUUUCAUAUGUCUAGAAUCAAAACAGAAAUUAACUCUUCUGCCUCAUAGAUGUUUGAAAUACUGAAUGCCGCUUAGUUAUAAUCUUGUUCAAAACUAAUUUAAGGAAUAAUUACAAAAGUAGGCCAGAAGAGGAAGAAGCAGGCAGGUAGAGAACACAGUGCCAGCACCUUCCCUGGACUGCUUCGGAUGGCCAGCACCUUGGUGUGAUCAUUCACUACAAGGUAGGGAUGAGUUUUGCCCCUGCCUGUUUUACUCUCAGAGAAAUCAAGGGACGCAGAGCCUGAGCAGUGAAGAAAAAGGCUGCUAAAAGGUUGAAGGGAAGAGACAGGGCAAAUCCUUGGGUUUAUAACUCCCCACAGGAGAUCCAGUAGCACUUCUUUUGGAGCAAGAUUGGUUGUAAUGUCUUAAUAUUCAAGCAUCGCAUCUACUGUGGGUCCCAGGCACUAGUUAACUGAGUACGCACUGCUUCAUGUGAUAGAACAGGGGUCAGAUCUGAAUAUAUUUGGAGAAGUCCAGGAUUGUAUGUUUUGGGGUAGCCAUGGGAGGGAGCCAGUCUACUUUAGAAAUAUGUAAUGCAAUAAAUAUUUGAGUACCAACAGUGGGUCCCAGGUAGUUUCAGGGAAUACCAGUGAUGGUAGAAUACAGAGCCAGCAGGUCAGGCUUCCAGCGGAAAUGCUGGGGAACAAUUUCUGUUUAGGGCACAGGUUGGACCAUACCUUUGUCACCUUACCUCAGUUUCUUUAGUGCAUAUCAUAGUCGACUCUUGGGGUUGCUUAUGGAGAAAGAAUUAUAUGACUUUGCAAAAUGAAAUCUUAUCAAAAAUGCUUAACUGCUUCCUGAUCUUAAUUUGUUUUUAGGUUAGGGGUUGCACAGGGAGAAGAGUUCUUUACUAUACUUUGGGAAUUCAGUGCGUCAUUAUCAGAUUUUUAGAGGCUAAAUCCUAAUACAGGUAUAAAAGGAUAGAGUACAUUCUGGUAGGUAAACAAGCCCAGUGUUAGCACAAGGUAUGAAUGCUAGUUGUUGAAUAACAAGUCUACAAUUAUCACAAGUACUGAUCAGAACUGCAGUUUCAAUAGUGCCUAAAACUACCUUUAAAAUUACAGAAUUUGAAAUUUAUUGCCUAUACUUUUAAACUAUAUCAGUGUUACAUUGUAUGCUUUAUAUUUGUUGUUUUCAGUACUCUAUGAAUUAGCAUUGUUUCCCCCAACUAGGAGGAGAUACUAGAACUCAGAAAACUUAUUAUCAACACUUAGGAAAUUAUCUUUAAUUAAGAUUUCCAAGUGUACCAGAAUUAAAUAUAUGUAUCUUAUAUAUAAAAUCUUUUAACAUACACUGAUUAUUCCAUUUAAGACUUUCUGAAAGGGGAAAAUAAAAACAAAAGCCAAGUAAGUAUCUGGAGUAGUGACAUUUCAGCUUCAUUAUUGAUAUUAUUUUCCAUUAAUGUAUCCAAAAGAAGAAAGACGUGUGUUGUAUCUGAUCCCUUUUGGGUCUUAGAGUUAAGCAAGAUUAGAAAGCAGAGACAAAAUGCCCAAAACCAAACUCACAUCCCGAUAGCUUCUGCUCAGAAACAGAAGAGUGGUAAUUAUACACACUGAUUUCAACUGCUUACCAAUAGGGAAUAUAGGAAAAGAAGAGGAAUCUUAUGGAACUUAAUAAUAGGGAUAUACCUGGGUGUCCAAAAUAAACUAACCAGAGACUCAGUUUAUUCAUCUCAUUUUGUUAAUUUGCCUCCCUUGAAGAGGAACAGGUUCUUCCCAAAUUCAUGUGUUGGAAAAAGGCCUCCAUCAGUGGUCCCAAGUUCUCUCCUCAGAUAAACUCAAAUCCACUUUGACUGGAGAAGGACUCUGGUGCAAGUCUGCACACAAGAGCCAAAUUUAAUGGACUCAUCAUUGGACCACAAGGCAGGGUCAUAUGUUAACAGUUGCUUCCAUAUAACCUGAGAAAAUCAUCUAGGUGUACAGUGGUCAAACAGUUGAUUUCUUCUGAAACUAGUAGGACACUAAAUUAGAAAUAAUAGGUAAUAAGAUAAGAAAAGAAAAACCCUAAAUAUAUCUUCUCUGCCCAAACUUAUCUCUGAUUCAGAUACUAGUUGAUUAAACCAUUAAAAGUAUUGUCAGGAAAUUAGUUAUUUCUUUCAUGUUCUUGUUAAAAAUUGAAAAAUGAUGCAAGGAUAUCCUUUACACAGGAUAUCCUGUGGCACCAGGUGAACCAAACCACCUCCACAGAUCUCUGAGGCGUCUUCGAUGUUGGAUGGAAUGCUCAAGGUCUGACCAGACUUUGGGUUCAUGAACCAAGGUUGGGGUGGCCAAAGAGGCAGCUCAUCAGCAAACUCAGUGUUUGCUGCCUUAUUUGUUUGGUCCUCAGGCCAUAAAUGAUGGGGUUUAAGGUGGGUGGGAUGACCAGGUACAAGUCCGCUAACAGCACUUGUGUGUGUAAAGGCACUGUGCCCUUCCCUAUCCAGGCCACGUAGAUGGACGCCAUCCCAGGCAGGUAGUACAGAGCCAUAACACCCAUGUGGGAGCCACAUGUGCUUAAUGCUUUCAACUGAGCGUUCUUUGAAGAGAGACCAAAUACUGCCCGGAGAAUCAGGUUAUAGGACGCAGCAAUGAAGACCACAUCACAGCCCACAAUAAUAGAAGAACCAAUCAUACUGUAGAGACUACUGGGCAUGGGGUUGGCACAUGCCAACUUGGCCACAGCUAUGUGCUCACAGUAAGAAUGGAGAACCACUUUGGAGUCACAGAAAGGUAGGUGACUCACCAUCCAACUGAGAGGAGUCAUGAAUAUGACAGCUCUGAUGGUGAUGGCCACACACAUUCCCAGCAUCACUUGAGGGGUGAGAAUCCUCUUGUAGUGUAGGGGCUUACAGAUGGCUACAUAGCGGUCAAAAGCCAUGGCCAGCAGCAGCCCUGUCUCCACAGCUGUGGCUGCAUGGACAAAAUACAUCUGAAUGAAACAGCCAUUAAAGCUGAUGGAGUUGUCUCCUGAGAAGAAGAUGACCACCAUUUUGGGCACCACCGAGGAAGCCAUAACUAUGUCCACGGCAGCUAGAACACACAGAAAGCAGUACAUGGGCUCUCGUAGAGUAGAAUCCAUGCAUAUUACUGUCAUGAUGAGGGUAUUUCCCAACAGGACUAUAGUAUACAUGGCAGUCAGCAUAAUAGCCAGCCAAAGAUGGGAAGACUGCAGACCUGGGAUACCCACAAGGAAGAAAUUGUCAGGGGGUUCCAUUGUGUGGUUGUCAGCUGGCCCCACCAUCACAUAGGAAACAGCUUUCCUGUUAAUAAAUAAAAUGAGAAAAGAUUAUAAUCCUA